Cataglyphis hispanica is the source of this 2822-nucleotide messenger RNA. Its product is annotated as protein phosphatase 1L. Bases 288 to 1748 code for a protein of 486 amino acids. Gene Ontology annotation, biological process: protein dephosphorylation. The record is from RefSeq and is a predicted model, not a curated record. Lineage: Eukaryota; Metazoa; Arthropoda; Insecta; Hymenoptera; Formicidae. The transcript has 8 exons. Gene Ontology annotation, molecular function: protein serine/threonine phosphatase activity; cation binding.
CGGAACGCAAUCUAUGUUGUUGGUGCGUUCCGUAUCAUGCAUAGAACGCAUAGGUCGUUUGGAAAUCUAUAAUAUAAGUAACGUGAACUAUAGAUUUUCAGACGAUCUAUGCGCUCAAUACGUGAAACGGAACGCAUCCUAUAUUAAUCCAAUAUCAGUACUAAACGAAGAGAUAAAUCCAGCUGUUCAUAAUUGUUCACAAUUCACACAUAUAGUGUUCAAAGUUCAAUAUAGGCACUAGUAAUACAUACAAGAAUCAAGAAUAAUUUAAAAUUCAUCAAAAUAUUAUGGACGACGAGCUUGAAGAUCUAAUUCUAUAUCAGACAUAUAUAUCACACAUGAAGCUAGUAUCGAAGUUUGCUGUGAGCAUUCCCUCUGGGUUGAAUAUUGGGAUUAACAGCCCAUUAAAUUAUCUCUAUAGAAUUAUGCGAAUUUAUGCUUUGAGACCAGAAGUGCUUAUCUGUGGUAUGAUCCUGGCAAUUAUUUUAUUCUAUAUACAAGCUGUAGAUAUUUGGACUAAAGCACUUCUAGGAAGAAUUCAAUAUACUCUGGGACGUACCAAGGGAUCUAAACUGCAAUUCUUAGUUAAUGAUUCAGUGAAUAAUGCAGUAAAACUUAGUUGGGAAUUAAAACAAGGUCACAUUGCAGCAUAUGCUGUGCAAGGACACAGGGCUCGGAUGGAAGAUCGCUUUGUGGUGAAUGAAGAUCUGAACAAUACUGGAGUUUCUUUGUUUGCAGUGUUUGAUGGCCAUGGUGGAGAGUUUGCAGCCAACUAUGCUCGUGACAAACUUAUCUCCAAUAUUAACAAAAAGGUUAUUGAAUUGAAGAAUAUAUUGGCUGGUAAAGUACUAAUUUCUCAGAAUCAGCUGACUAUAACUGAACCAGAGAAAAAGAAAGAAGACAAAACAGAUGAAAAUUCGCUGGAAAGAAGAAAAUCUUUUAAAAGUACUCGUAAAGUUGCGAGUACUUCUUUAACGGACGAUUGCAUGAAAAAAGCUAUUGAAGUAACUGACUCUGAAUUGCUGGAUAAAUUGGAGAGCAUAACACCGAUUACAAGAAAGGUCAGACCAUGUAGGCAAAAUGAGGAACUAAUGCCUAAAGUAGAUAUGAUGAAAUAUCUUGAAGGAAACAAAAUUAAUUAUGGCAAGCUUCUAACAGAUGAAGUUCUAGCAGUUGAUCGAUUGUUGGUGGAAACUGCUAAGAAACAUAUGGAUGUUGCUGGUACAACUGCUUUGAUUGCUCUUUUGGAAGAUAAUAAGCUAACUAUAGCAAAUGUUGGAGAUUCUAGAGGAGUGAUGUGUGAUGGAAAAGGCAAUGCAAUUCCUUUAUCUUUCGAUCACAAACCACAACAAGAAAGAGAAAGGAAGAGAAUAAAUAAAGCUGGUGGUUUGGUAACUUUUAACGGUGUAUGGAGAGUUGCUGGCAUCUUAGCAACUUCUCGUGCUCUAGGAGAUUAUCCUUUAAAAGAUAAAAAACUUGUCAUUGCUGAUCCAGAUAUUUUAACAUUUGAUUUGAAUGAUCAUAAUCCUAUGUUUAUAGUACUGGCAUCCGAUGGCCUAUGGGAUACGUUUUCGAACGAAGAAGCUGUAGCUUUUAUUAAAGAGCGUAUCAAUGAGCCACAUUUUGGUGCGAAAAGUAUUACACUGCAGAGUUUUUACAGAGGAUCUGCGGAUAAUAUUACCGUCGUUGUGAUUAAUUUGAAGAAUCGCAAAUACAGCAUAUCGGAGGCUAAGAAAAACCAGUUAUGACUUUUACAACAAACGAUUUAUUUUCUCAUUGUGAAAUUACAAAUAUCUAGUCAUAAAAUUAAUCUAAUUUGUUGCAUCUUAGUUAAUUUAUUAUAACUGUGCUGAUGUAGAACGUAUUUUCUUGCGCUUAUAAUUUUUAUUUAACAUUGUAAGUGAUGUUAAAUUAAUUUCAAUAGAAUAUUAUUGAGUUCAAUUAUAAAAAUAUACAAUCUUUAUUUUUAAAGAAUUAUUUUUUGUGCAUAUUUAUGUAACUUUUUUUUUUCUUUUAACUGUUGAUGUCGAAUUUGUUAAAUUAAUAAAAUUGGAUAUGUUUAAAUCUAUAUAAUAAACUUAUAAAAUAGAUAUAAGGACUAAGGAAUGUUUCGAAAUUAUAUGGAUUGGCAAUAAUGCUCAAUAAGUACAAUGAACUGAAUUCUAUACAUAUAUACAUUCUUAUAUACUGUCUGGUAUAAAAGUGCCAAUUAUAAUCAGUUUUAUCUUUUAAACGCAUACAAAUGGAAAGCUUUGUACAAGUGUUAUUAAAAAUUUAGUCAACAUUUAUAUAUACACAUAAACGGUGACGAUACGGAUAACAAUACGAAUUUGGAUAAAUAGUCGCUGUUGCAGAAUGACGCAUUAUUCUAGCGGCAUGUAUAUGCAAGCGCGAGUGAAGCGGUAUCGGAAACUCGACAGAACCGAGAUACAUCUUAGCCCGGACAGGUAAUAUGAAAGUCGAAGGAGUUUCAUAGAUCGGAUGAACGGGAAGAUUGGAUCGGAUCUGGUAUCGGUGUGUUAACCGGAUGGCCUUAUAUAUUCGGACAGGGCCCCACACUGUGCUAUACCGACGAUAGAGGUCGAGUUCGCGGAGAGGAUCGCGUGCAUGAAAAAAAUAAUUUUAUCCUACAUUAUGUCAUGCGUGAGAUAAAGAGAGAUAGAGAUAGUGAGAACUGUAUUAUGAUGACAUUAUACAAGAUUAUGAUACAGAGUUCGGGGGAGCAGGGGGUGGACCUGUAGUAGCAAUGCUUGCUGUUCACCGUCACAAAUUAUAAGAAUUAAUUUUAUUAAUAUAACAAUUAAUAUUUAUAAGAUAUAUAA